UGAACUGAAACCAUAUUUAAUGAUUACGCUUUUUAUUAUUUCUAUUAUUAUUAUUUAAGGGAAACGUUUUGGCACGUGUAUCCAUUUGAAGUGCGCGCCUAACCCCAUUAUUACGGCUUUAUGUGCGUUCCUAACACCGUUAUGACGGUUGUAUAUGCGCGCCUAACCCCGUUAUUACGGUUAUCAUCAUACAACAAUGGCGGCCCCCUGAACGCACUCAUACAAUGUUUCUUGGUACUGUAUAGAACGGAAGUUACAAUAACAAAAAAACUUCAAAAUUUCAAAACCAUGCGACUUUUAACUUAAAUACAAAAAUCACCACUGCAGGGCAACCGAUGUUUGACAUGUCGCUUGCACGGAGACUACUGGUCCGACAGCACUUCCUGUCAGAUUGCUUCGUUCGGGCUGCCAGCAAUGCAGCUCGUCUAAAAUAUGACGUCGUCGUUGUUGGAGGCGGCCACGCUGGGACGGAGGCCGCGGCCGCAGCAGCCAGGACUGGUGCUGAAACAUUGUUGAUCACACAGAAAAUUCAAACAAUCGGGGCUCUGUCAUGCAACCCCUCCCUGGGUGGUGUAGGGAAAGGUCAGUUGGUAAGGGAGGUGGAUGCGCUGGACGGCUUAAUGGGGAGAGCUGGGGACAGGGCUGGGAUUCACUUCUCCAUCCUCAACCGCAGCAAAGGCCCUGCUGUCUGGGGGCCUAGGGCACAGAUCGACCGUGGCUGCUACAGAGAGUUCAUACAGUCCGAGCUCUUGAACAUGCCGAGGCUGACUGUAAUCGAGGGAUCUGUGGAGGACCUUUUACUGUCCGCUGCUGACCCAGAGCAGCCAGGAAAACACAAAGUGACAGGAGUUCGUAUGGCUAAUGGAGGCGGGGAGAUCCUCUCUGGUUCCAUCAUCCUUACCACAGGCACUUUCCUCUCUGGUUCCCUCUUCAUGGGCCAGACCACCUCUCCAGGCGGGAGAAUGGGUGAUCCCCCCUCCUGCGCUGGACUCUCCCACUGCCUCAGAGAGGUGCUUGGGUUAAAGGUUGGUCGGCUACGGACGGGAACGCCCCCUCGUCUUGUUAAAGACACGGUCGACUUCUCCCUCACCGAGCUGCACCUGCCUGAUUCGAAGCCAGUACCCUUCAGCUUUGUUAAUAAACACACUCAGUGCAAGCCAGAGGAGCAGCUGCCAUGUCACCUGACAUACACCACGCCUGGAGUGGACAAGGUGGUGAGAGAAAGUCUGAACGUCAACUCCCAUAUACAUCAGGACACCAGAGGACCCAGGUACUGUCCCUCCAUAGAGUCCAGGGUGCUACGAUUCCCAGGGCGACAGCACCAGGUGUGGCUGGAGCCAGAGGGUUUGACCUCCGACCUUGUGUACCCUCAGGGCUUGUCCAUGACCAUGCCCCCAGAGCUGCAGCUCCGGCUCCUCAGGGAGAUCCCUGCCCUGCGGCGGGUGGAGAUUCGCAUGGCAGGCUAUGGGGUGCAGUAUGACUUUGUGUGUCCGACGCAGCUGUUCCCUUGGCUGCAAAUGAAGAAUGUUCAGGGACUUUUCCUUGCCGGUCAGAUUAAUGGGACCACAGGCUAUGAAGAGGCAGCAGCUCAGGGCCUGUGGGCAGGCGUGAACGCGGGCCGAAUUGCCCUCUCUCUGCCCCCUAUGUCUCUGUCCCGCACUGAGAGCUACAUCGGUGUGCUGAUUGAUGACCUGGUGGGCCGUGGCGUGACGGAACCAUACCGCAUGUUCACCAGCCGGGCCGAGUUUAGGACUGCACUUAGGCCGGACAAUGCGGACUUGCGCCUUACACCCCGAGGGUUUGAGGAGGUGGGCUGCGUGUCCUGGCAGCGCUACCAAGAAGCUGUGCGCGUGAGCCGCGGCCUGGGUGAGGCUCUCUCUGCCCUGCAGUCCAUCACACUGUCAUCCUUCCAGUGGAGGGAGAAGCUGGGACACUUCAGCAUCAGCGAGACCAAGAGCACCCUCAUCAGUGGAAAAGAGGUGUUGCAGUAUAAAGAUGUGUCCUUUGACCUGCUGGCAUCCGCCUUCCCUGACAUCCUUUCACCAUAUCUAGAAUUCUCUGAGCGGUUGAAAAUUGAAGCUGUGUACCAGCCGCACUGUGAGAAGCAGAGGCAGGAGAUGGAGAGAAUGCGUAAGGAAGAGAGCCUCGCGCUACCUCAGGACAUCGAUUACUUCUCCCUCCCUGUGUCCCUAUCAGACGAGGUCCGCGAGAUACUGGACAGAGCACGUCCCAGCACAUUGGGGGCAGCCACGCGACUGCCUGGCAUAACCCCUGCGGCCAUCAUCCACCUGCUCAGAUUUGUGACCAAAGUGGGCGUAACCACGGGCGAAGCCGCAUACAUGCAGGUGCGUGGACCCAAGCCGGACUGUUGGCGAGGAGCAAGCGUGCAUGAGCGAGAUCGGGAGAAGGCCACUGUGGUGCAGAGCUAGCUUCACAACACUGUUACUACAACCAAAUAAAGAGAGGCUGCACAACAGUGCACUAUGUAAAA
Molecule: messenger RNA, 2491 nt
Organism: Electrophorus electricus (electric eel)
Lineage: Eukaryota; Metazoa; Chordata; Actinopteri; Gymnotiformes; Gymnotidae
Gene: mto1
Product: mitochondrial tRNA translation optimization 1
Biological process (GO): tRNA wobble uridine modification; tRNA methylation
Cellular component (GO): cytosol
Molecular function (GO): flavin adenine dinucleotide binding
Source: RefSeq, a predicted model, not a curated record